Malus domestica (apple) is the source of this 752-nucleotide messenger RNA. RefSeq lists its product as uncharacterized. The record is from RefSeq and is a predicted model, not a curated record. Lineage: Eukaryota; Viridiplantae; Streptophyta; Magnoliopsida; Rosales; Rosaceae.
AACCCUCUUUGAAACCUCAGACAUUCAGCUUUUGUCUGUCCUUCCUUCGCACAAUGUCUCUGACACCAAUAUCUUUGCUCACUCUCUAUCUCCUUCUCUUCCUUCUUCCUCCCACCGCCACCUCAACCCUCCACAACCUCCUCCAAAGCCAAGGCCUCCCCGCCGGGCUCUUCCCGGACAAUGUGAAGUCAUACAAUCUCGACCAGACGGGCCGCCUGGAGGUGCAUCUGGACCGCUCGUGCAUGACCAAGUUUGAGACCAGAGUCUACUUUGAAAGCGUAGUCAGAGCUAAUCUCAGCUAUGGAGUGCUCAGAGGCUUGGAGGGUUUGACUCAGGAGGAGCUUUUUCUUUGGCUGCCGGUGAAGGGAAUCUCAGUGAGCGAUCCGUCUUCUGGGCUGAUUUUGUUUGACAUUGGUGUUGCCCAUAAGCAGCUUUCUCUCUCUCUCUUUGAAGACCCCCCGGUCUGCAAGCCUCAAUCUCAAGGCAUUUCACUGAAGAGUGAAGGAGGAAGGAAGAUUGGAUUUCAGGCCCAGAGAUGAAGAUUUGAUCUUUUGUCACUUGACAGAUAAUCUUUCUCCUCUUUUUGUUUUGUGGGUAUUUUUCUCUUUUAAUUUUGCGCAAAAAAAGAUUGAAUGUUCAUAGAAGCUUGUUAGGAUUGUAAACAAAAGGAAUGGAAAAGUGAGGCUAAGAUUUGGAAUCAAAUGGUGCAAUUUUGGAAUUUUGCUCAAUUGGAAAUUUUGGGGUUUUUAUAU